This is a messenger RNA of Cylicostephanus goldi, 1029 nucleotides long. Lineage: Eukaryota; Metazoa; Nematoda; Chromadorea; Rhabditida; Strongylidae. The record is from the annotation of a GenBank genome assembly.
AUGUUAUUACGAAACUUUUCAGAUUCAAGCAAGGAACACUACCAAUCAAACAUAUUACCAAGAUACAGCAAAUCAACACCAUACCUUUAUGAGGAGCAGCUUCCUUUACCGGUAUAUGGAAUAGCUCAUGGUUACCCCUACCGUAAAAAAGAGAAGGAUAAUACGGAUGACUAUCCAAUAGAAAGUACCCAGAGUUCACGGCAGGAUGACGGUGAACAUACGUUCCAUGAAGAGCUCCAAAAGGAUACGCCGGAGUACUCAGAUAAUGACAAACAGUACGACGAGGAGUAUGAGGCAGACAAGGGAAAAUCAGCGAGCAAGGAACCCGAAGAGGAGGAACAAGAGGAUGGUGAAGAUGAUAACGCGCAAGAACAGGGACAAGAUGAGUCGCAGGAGGAGGAACCUGAUGAAGAGGAUGCAGAAGAAGAACCGCAGGAGCCUGAACCAGAGCAUAACGAACAGGAGUCUGAAGAGGAAGAUUCACAGGCAAAUGCUGGACCUGGACAAGCGAACUCGCGAGAGGAGUACGAAGAUGAACAAGAACAACCUGAGCGACAUCAUCGAUAUCGACACCCAAACGGGAACGAAUCGAAAGAGAAUGGGAAUGGCUCCGACUCCGAACGUUCGGAUUCAGCACAUUACGAGGAUUCUGGACGAGGGAAGAAGGGAAGAAGGCACAGCGGUGAGCAAUACUCCGCUGAAAAAAAGCGAAUACGACCUCGCGGGCCAGCUGGUAAAGUAGUCGGAGUGAAUAUGGACAUAGUAGCGGGAGUAUAUCCGCACUCGAAAAAACACAAAAGCGAUAUUCCCGGAAGGUAUUCGCCUUUGAGCGGUCCCUUUCCAUCAUACGAGCAUGAAGAGACUACAACGCGACCUACUCGAAAGCCCGAAAGAAGAACGAAAAAAUAUCGCAAAAAGCAUGAACAAAGAGAACAUGCGCGCUUACCCGAUUACUCCACAAACAAACACAAAAGUCAAAAAUUGAGAGAGCGGGCGAAGUGGCUGAAUGUACAAGAACAAGAUGACGCA